AUAAGUAGCAACAUUGUAUAAAUAAAAAUAUAAAUAUAUGUGUGAUCCGGUUAGCAGUGAGAAAAGAAUUCCCCAAUGAAUUAAAACCGCGUCGUGAGUAGGGAAGUCCAUUACUGUACAUUACACUCUCUACUUUCCUCCAUGCUCCAUGUCCAUGACCCAUGUGUCUCAUCUUUCGCAUUAAAUACUUCCGAUCUUACUCUCUGCUUUCUCACAUACUACUUACUACUACAAACUAUAAAACCAUUCACUGCCAUUUAUCACUCAUUCCCCACUCCAUCCUCCACCGACUCUCUCUCCCUGCGGGUUAUUAGCCUCAUACUCAUCAAUAGCUAUUACCAUUACUAACACAUUCAUUUGUACCCUUUAGAUCUUAGGAGUGUGGUGUUGUGUUUCAUUUCAUUUUUCAUUUCUCACAUAUGGCUCCACUACUGUACUUCCCUUGCAGGAACUUCUUACUCCUCUCUCUUCUUUUCUUCAUUUUUGUUUCAAUUUCUUCCUCACAAUCUCAACUCAAUCCAAAACACUUGUCAUCAAAUUUUAGAAGAACAAUGUUGGACUCGGAAUCUCAUCAACAACAACAGUUCGAUCAACAACAUCCUUUGAAAAAUAAAUCAACUACCAAAAACCAAACCAAAUUGAUCAAACCAAACAGCAACCUUUCCUCAAAAAACCAAACCAAAACCAUCAAAUCCAACAACAAUUCCUCCAAAAACCAAACAAAACUAUCAAAUUCAAAACUCACCGACACUACUCAACUCAAAAAACUCAAUUCCACAACCUUCAAAACCAAGAAACUAAAUUCCACAUCAAAAUCCUUCACCAAUUCAACAAAAUCAAGUACUAGUAAUUCCAAUUCCAAUUCCAACAAGAAAUCAUUGGAUCUCGUGAAAUCAAGUAACGGUGGAGUGACGAAGAACAAAACGACAAAAUCCACCGCUACAAAAACAGAUCAAGAAGAGUCAAAAAAAGCAAACAAACAAAAACAAACACCACCUAGUAAUUGGUUUUUCGACGAAGAAGACGCUGAUUUCGUUUCAGAGUUCAAAGAUCUACCUAUUAAAUUCCAACAAACACUACUCCCAGACCUAGAAAGAAUCUCAACAACCUCAAAAGCUUACCUCACAAAAGCCAAUAAAGAAAUCACAAACAAUUUCAAACCCUAUGUUGGAAACAAAUACGCACCAACCAUUGCAACUUUACUCUCAUGUGCUUGCGUUUUAAUCCCUUUACUUUUAGCCUCACUCCUUUUCAAUAAAAUCAAAGCUUAUUUCUCACUUCAAAAACUUUUAAUUUUCAUCCAAGCUUAUUUAUCUAUUUAUUUUUUUAUUCUAUGUCUCUCUUCAUUAGUUACUGGUCUUGAACCUCUUAGGUUUUUCUACUCUACUUCGCAGUCCACCUAUGUUUGCCUACAGAUCAUUCAAACUCUCGCUUAUGUUCUCUACCUUCUCUUGCUUCUCAUGUAUCUCGUUUUGGUUUUCUCUACGGAUUGUGGUUUGGGCUCCAAGUUAUUGGGCUUGGCCCAAAUGUUUGUGGGCUUCGCUGUUGGGUUACAUUAUUAUAUGACGGUGUUUCAUAAAGUGGUGUUGCGGCAACCGCCCAAGACUAAUUGGAAAAUUCACGGGAUUUAUGCCACGUGUUUUUUCGUAAUUUGUAUUCUUGCUAGAGCUGAGAGAAGGAAGAAGACUUACUUGGAAGAAGGUGGAGAUGAAGGAAAGAAAAAUUAACUAUACUUAUUAUUAGUUACAUUGUUGUUAUUUUUUUUCUACAUCAUUUUUAAUUAAAAAGCCGGAUACUUCAAAGUAAUAUACAAAUCUUAUUACUGUGAUGUAAUAAUGUAAUGUAAUGCAAUGCCGCAAGGCUUUGGCUUAUUAGUAAGCCAACAUUUUAGAUUCAUUACAUAAAUAAGUUGUGAUCAUGAUUUUAUAAUUGUACAAUACAUCAUUUUAAAAGCCUCAUAUUGUAUCACUAUUCUUAUCUUAAUACUAGUAUUUCUCAAGCAUUACCUUGUUAAGAAA
Cicer arietinum (chickpea) is the source of this 2018-nucleotide messenger RNA. RefSeq lists its product as uncharacterized. Lineage: Eukaryota; Viridiplantae; Streptophyta; Magnoliopsida; Fabales; Fabaceae. The record is from RefSeq and is a predicted model, not a curated record.